Setaria italica (foxtail millet) is the source of this 3246-nucleotide messenger RNA. Its product is annotated as tyrosine-sulfated glycopeptide receptor 1. Gene Ontology annotation, biological process: protein phosphorylation. The transcript has a single exon. NCBI's taxonomy places the organism in Eukaryota, Viridiplantae, Streptophyta, Magnoliopsida, Poales, Poaceae. Gene Ontology annotation, molecular function: ATP binding; protein binding; protein kinase activity. The coding region runs from base 1 to 3153 and encodes 1050 amino acids. The record is from RefSeq and is a predicted model, not a curated record.
AUGCAGCUAAACCAUUUUUCAUACAAUAAGUCCAGCAGAAGAUUACCCAUACCUUCCCUUGGCCUUGCUAUUGUGCUCCUGAUCUCGUUGGCGUCUCCCACCAGUUCCUGCACAGAGCUGGAGAAGACCUCCCUCCUCCAGUUCCUCGCCGGACUCUCCCGGGAUGCCGGCCUUGCCAAGCCAUGGCAGGAAGGCACAGACUGCUGCAAAUGGGAAGGCAUCGCCUGCAACAGAAACAGGAUGGUCACAAAGGUCUCACUGGCUUCUAGGGGGCUUGAAGGGCGCAUCUCACCGUCUCUUGGCAACCUCACCGGCCUGGAGCAUCUGAACUUGUCCUACAACUCGCUGUCCGGUAGCCUGCCGCCAGGAUUAGUGUCGUCCAGCAGCAUCAUCGUCCUCGAUGUCAGCUACAACCAACUCAAGGGAGACCUGCAUGAGCUGCCAUCUUCAACCGCUGAUCAGCCUCUAGAGGUACUGAACAUCUCAAGCAACAUGUUCACAGGGCAGUUUACCUCCACAACAUGGAUGGGGAUGAAGAAUUUGGUUGCAAUCAAUGCCAGCAACAACAGCUUCACUGGAGAACUUCCAGGUCAUUUCUGCAACAUAUCACCAUCCUUUGCUGUGCUUGAAUUCUGUUGCAACAAAUUCAGUGGCCGUAUCCCGCCAGGGCUCGGUAAUUGCUCCCAGCUCAGAGUGCUCAAGGCUGGCGACAACAACCUCAAUGGGUCAAUUCCAGAUGAACUGUUCAAUGCUACCUCAUUGGAGCACCUGUCUUUUCCUAACAAUGAUUUGGAUGGUGCCCUCGAUGGUGCACGCAUAGUCAACCUCAGAGAUCUGGCAACCCUUGAUCUUGGGAGGAACAAUUUCACCGGCAAUAUCCCUGAUUCUAUAGGACAGCUCAAGAGGUUAGAGGAGCUCCGUUUGGACAAUAACAACAUGUCAGAGGAGCUGCCGGCUUCACUAGGAAACUGCACAAAUCUCAGAACCAUUGAACUCAAGAGCAACAACUUCAGUGGCGAGCUUGUGAAGGUCAAUUUCUCUACCCUGCACAAUCUAGAAACUUUAGACCUUCUGUACAACAACUUCAUUGGCACAGUUCCAGAAAGCAUAUACUCUUGCAGAAAUUUGGUUGCAUUGAGGUUAUCUGGCAACAACUUGGGUGGGCAACUUUCACCAAGAAUAGGUAAUCUGAAGUCCCUCACUUUCCUAUCCCUAGGUCAGAACAAUUUUACAAACAUCACAAAUACACUUCAGAUCCUUAAGAGCUGCACAAACCUUACGACCCUGCUUAUCGGGGCCAACUUCAGGGGAGAGUUCAUGCCACAGUAUGACACAUUUAAUGGUUUUGAGAAUAUUCAGGUCUUGGAUAUUGAAGAUUGCCUAUUGUCUGGGGAAAUGCCUCUUUGGAUAUCAAAGCUAGCAAAUUUAGAGAUGUUGCUCCUAGGUGGCAAUCGACUCAGUGGACCAAUACCAACCUGGAUCAACACCCUAAACUACCUUUUCUAUUUAGCCUUAUCAAACAACAGCCUUACAGGGGAAAUUCCAACAGCAUUAAUGAAUAUGUCAAUGCUAACUUCAGAAAAGGCCGCAGCCCAUUUGGACCCAAGGAUCUUCAACCUGCCAGUUUAUAAUGGUCCAGCACGUCAGUACCGCAUACAGGUUGCUUUCCCUAAAACGCUAGAUUUAAGCAGCAACAAACUGACCGGUGCGAUUCCCCCGGAGAUUGGUCAGUUGAAGGCCCUCGUUUCACUCAAUAUCAGCUUCAACAACUUAACAGGACCAAUCCCCACAUCCAUCUGCAAUCUCACAAACCUGCAGGUGCUAGACUUAUCCAACAACAAUCUCACAGGUGCAAUCCCAUCUGAAUUGGAGAACCUGCACUUCCUUUCCAGAAUCAAUGUUUCUAACAAUAACCUGGAAGGGCCUAUUCCAACUCGUGGCCAAUUUAGUACAUUUCAGAAUUCUAGCUUUGAUGGGAAUCCAAAGCUGUGUGGUGGCCCUAUGCUCGGUCGUCGAUGCAGUUCAGCUGAUGCACCUCUGGUACCCACAAAAGGAAGAAAUAAGAAGGCCAUUUUUGCAAUUGCAUUUGGCACGUUCUUCGCAGCUAUUUCCAUUCUUUUGCUCCUGGGGUGUCUUCUUGUCUCUAUUAAAGUAAAGAGGUUAACAGCCAGAAGUACAAUAGAUGUAAAUGGAGAUGUCGAAACAACUUCAUAUAACUCGAGUCAAGUGCACGCAUUGGUCAUGAUGCUGGGAAGUAAGGCUGAAGAAAACAAGCUCACGUUCUCUGAAAUCAUGAAGGCUACAAAUAAUUUUGACAAGGACCACAUCAUCGGAUGCGGUAGUUAUGGGCUAGUGUACAAAGCUGAGCUACCUGAUGGCUGCAAGCUUGCCAUCAAGAAGCUCAAUGGUGAAAUGUGCCUAAUGGAAAGGGAGUUCAGUGCGGAGGUUGAAGCGCUGUCCAUGGCUCAGCAUGACCAUCUAGUGCCAUUGUGGGGAUACUGUAUUCAGGGAGACUCGUGGUUCCUCAUAUAUUCUUUCAUGGAGAAUGGCAGUCUUGAUGACUGGCUUCACAACAGGGAUGAUGAUGCCAGCACAUUUCUUGACUGGCCAACACGGCUAAAGAUAGCAAAAGGAGCAUGUCACGGCCUUUCUUACAUCCAUAAUGUCUGCAAACCUCACAUUGUCCAUCGGGAUAUCAAAUCAAGCAACAUUCUACUUGACAAAGAAUUCAAAGCUCAUGUUGCAGAUUUUGGGCUAUCAAGAUUGAUCCUUCCCAACAAAACACAUGUUACGACCGAGUUGGUUGGUACUCUCGGCUACAUCCCGCCUGAGUAUGGGCAAGGGUCGAUGGCCACUCUGAGAGGUGAUAUAUACAGCUUCGGAGUUGUCCUGCUUGAGAUGCUCACAGGAUUGCGGCCUGUUUCAUUCCUGUCGACAUCAAAAGAACUUGUCCCGUGGGUGCUAGAGAUGAGGUCUCAGGGAAAGCAGAUUGAAGUCCUGGAUCCAAUAUUAUGUGGCACAGGGCAUGAAGAGCAAAUGCUGAAGGUGCUUGAGGUUGCUUGCAAGUGUGUGAACCAUAACCCUUCUAUGAGGCCACCUAUCACGCAAGUUGUGUCAUGUCUGGAAAGUGUGGAUGAUAGCCUGCAGACAUAAAAGUCAGUCAAGACAUGGUUCAGCACUGCAGGCUGCAGCUAGCCAAUUAAACAUGAUAAUAUCGUAGUUCAGUGCAUAAAAUAGAUGUAUUUU